Molecule: messenger RNA, 1005 nt
Organism: Leptosomus discolor (cuckoo roller)
Lineage: Eukaryota; Metazoa; Chordata; Aves; Leptosomiformes; Leptosomidae
Source: RefSeq, a predicted model, not a curated record
GUGCUCUGUAACAGAGCAAGACUGGUCACCUACCUACCAGGGUUUUAUUCCUUAGUCAAAAGAGUUGUAAAUCCCAAGGCUUUUUCUACAGCAGGUUCCUCUGGCUCAGAUGAGCCUCAUGUUGCUGCUACACCUCCUGAUUUAUGUCCAAGAACCGUAUGGCCAGAUGAAGUAAUGGGUCCAUUUGGUCCUCAGGACCAGAGAUUCCAGUUGCCUGGUAAUAUUGGUUUUGACUGUCACCUAAAUGGCACCGCUUCUCAGAAGAAAAGUGAAGUUUCAAAAAACCUCCCUGAUAUAUUAGCAGAGCCUUCAGCGAGUGAAAGGCAUGAAUUUGUAAUGGCACAGUACAUAAACGAAUUUCAGGGUGCUGACGUUCCACAGAAACAGCAGAUCAAUAACGCUGAAACUUACUUUGAAAACGCCAAGGUAGAAUGUGCAGUACAAGCUUGUCCUGAACUGUUACGAAAAGACUUCGAGUCAAUGUUUCCAGAGGUGAGUGCCAGCCGUUUAACAGUACUGACUGUCACCCAGAAGACUAAAAAUGAUAUGACUGCGUGGAGUCAAGAAGUGGAGGAUGAGAGAGAAAUGCUGUUAGAAAAUUUCAUUAAUGGUGCCAAGGAAAUCUGCUAUGCAAUUUGUUCUGAAGGCUAUUGGGCUGACUUCAUCGAUCCAUCCUCAGGACUGGCAUUUUUUGGACCUUACACAAACAACACUCUGUUUGAAACAGAUGAACGCUACCGCCACUUGGGGUUUUCCGUCGAUGAUCUUGGCUGCUGCAAAGUUAUUCGUCACAACAUCUGGGGUACUCACGUGGUGGUAGGAAGCAUCUUCACUAACGCUGAACCGGACAGCCCCAUCAUGAGAAAACUAAGUGGAAACUAGCAGUCCUCAGGUUUCACAAGUCCUCACGACCCUUGCGUUCUUUUACUUGAUGAUUCUCUCUAAACGUUGUCAGGAAAUGUCACACUUUGAAGUAUUCUUGGAUAAUAAAGUAGCUGUUAUUUA